Molecule: messenger RNA, 1113 nt
Organism: Podospora anserina S mat+
Lineage: Eukaryota; Fungi; Ascomycota; Sordariomycetes; Sordariales; Podosporaceae
Exons: 1
Coding region: 1-1113 (370 amino acids)
Molecular function (GO): oxidoreductase activity
Source: RefSeq, a predicted model, not a curated record
AUGAUGACGCUGAUACAAAAAGGCCAAACAAAGAAAAUCCACUACCUCGGCUCGCAAGCUUACCAGCGAAGCAAAAACUACAGCCAACCUUCAGAGAACCCACUCAACGACAGCACAUUCCCAAGGAAGAAACGACCAUCUUGCUCGAAUACUCAAUCCUAUAUCCCACGGUUCUCCAUGUCCAACACCAUACCCCAAAACCCACCACCACCACCACCUGUUAACGAAAAAGUCCCUCUCCUCCCAACCCCAACCGCAGAAGACCACCUCAAGACCUCCUGCGGCAACCUCAUAACCUGGCUCGGCGGACCCUACGCCAUCCUCCUCCAAAUCGCCUCCCCCAGCAUCGCCCUCGGCUCCUGCACCCACUCCCGCUUCCGCACCCACCCCAUCUCCCGCUUCCGCCGAACCGCAGCCUUCAUCAUUGCCGUGGUCCACGGAACCGAGGAACAACGCAAUCUCAUCUGCAAUGCUAUCAAAAAACAACGUUUGUCCCCCCCCCACCUUACCUGUCCCAUCCCUGCUAACAGGUCAAAAGACUCCCACAUCCACGGCCCAAAUUACACCGCCAAUGACCCUGUCCUCCAGAAAUGGACAGCAGCCACCCUCUUCGUUGCUGGCCAAAAAACUCACGAGCUGUUUUCGAUUGAGAGGAAACCCAUGUCACGGGAGGAGAAAGAGGUGCUAUGUCAGGAGUUUGGGAGGUUUGCUACCGCGUUGGAUAUGCCGCUGGAGAUGUGGCCUGGGUCGUUGGGGGAGUUUGAGAGGUAUUUUAAUGAGGAGUUGCAAUCAUUGGAGAUUAUAGAGGCGAGUAAGCAGGUGGCGGAUGUUUUGCUGAGAGGGAUGGAGUUGCCUUGGUUUUUGAUGUGGGCUUUGCCGGUUAUGAGGGUGUUGAUGGCUGGUUGGUUGCCAGAGAGGUUUAGGGUUGCUUUUGGGCUGCCUGAUCCGAAUGGGUGGGCAGUUUGGGGGGCGUAUUGGGUUGUUGUCCGGUUGAUAUGGGGGCUGAAUUGGCUAACGCCUGAAGGGGUGAGGGUGCUGGUAGAAUCGUGGAUGAAGAGGGACAUGGCGACGGCGGCGGAGGAUAUUAGGGUGCAUGGUCGGUGGAUGAUAUGA